Molecule: messenger RNA, 4217 nt
Organism: Rhinichthys klamathensis goyatoka
Lineage: Eukaryota; Metazoa; Chordata; Actinopteri; Cypriniformes; Leuciscidae
Product: protocadherin beta-16-like
Exons: 4
Coding region: 117-4217 (1366 amino acids)
Biological process (GO): homophilic cell-cell adhesion
Cellular component (GO): plasma membrane
Molecular function (GO): calcium ion binding
Source: RefSeq, a predicted model, not a curated record
GGAUUUACAGACUUUUCAUGUUCUUUUCACUUUGGACAUAUUCAUGAUUUCCUCCAGCAUUUUGGACUGAUUUAUUUGCUUUCUGUCUUAAUCUUCAUCCCGUGAUCUUCUGCAAAAUGUCGGACAGAACAAUGGCGCGGCAAGUACUGCUGUUUAUUUGGUUUCUCUCUCUCAGUUCAGCUCUCGGGCAGGUCAGUUACUCCAUUCCUGAAGAAAUGGCGAAAGGCUCUUUAGUCGGGAACAUAGCGCAGGAUUUGGGUUUAGAUUUAAAGAGACUGAAAUCGGGUAAAGCGCGUAUUUAUACAGGAGACAGCGCUGAAUACAUCGAGCUGAAUAAAGAAAGAGGAGUCCUCCUUAUCAAAGAGAGAAUAGACCGAGAGGCGCUAUGCGGACAGACAACGCCUUGUGCGCUGCAUUUUCAGAUUAUUUUGGAAAAUCCAAUAGAAUUUUACCAUGUCACUGUCGAGGUAACCGAUAUAAAUGACAAUGCUCCUUAUUUCAACAAGCCAGAUACCUAUUUUGAAAUAAGUGAAUCUGCUGUAAAUGGGGCUAAAUUUGAUAUAGAGCAAGCCGUCGACCAAGAUGUCGGGACCAAUGCUAUUCAAAGCUACAUGCUUUCACUGAGCGAUCAUUUUUCAUUAAAGCUGCACAGUCAGGCAGAUGGUAGAAAAAUAGUUGAGAUGGUCUUACAAAAAUCAAUGGGUCGAGAGAAUCAGGAAGAUAUUGCUUUAGUUUUGACAGCGGUUGAUGGAGGCGAUCCACAUCUAUCUGGAACAACACAGAUUCGUAUAAAAGUACUUGAUGUUAAUGACAACGCGCCUGUUUUCACCCAUUCUGUAUACAAAGCCACUGUCGUAGAGAAUUCGCCGAAAGGGACAGUUGUCAAUAGAGUUGAAGCCUCUGAUGCGGAUCAGAGCUCAAAUGGUGAAAUUAUUUAUUCAGUUACCAAUACUCACGACGGUGUGCCUGAAAUGUUUGAAAUAAACAGACACACUGGCGAAUUGAGAAUAAUUGGUGAUAUCGAUUAUGAAAAAGCCAGACAUUUUCAGAUAAAUGUUAGAGCGAGUGAUCGUGGUGGUCUAACAGAUUCAAGUAAAAUAAUUAUCGACGUUUUAGAUGUCAAUGAUAACAAGCCGGUCAUCAAUAUAAUGUCAAAGUCAGCUAUGUUAUCAGAGGAUUCUAAGCCUGACACUGUUGUUACUGUUAUCAACACGCAAGACGUCGAUUCUAAUGACAAUGGCAAAGUGCAAUGCUUUAUUAAUGAGAAUUAUCCAUUCGCCUUAAGGACAACCACUACUAAUUUCUUUAGUUUAGUCACAGAUGGUGAUUUAGACCGAGAGCGAGAGUCUGAGUAUAACAUCAGUGUGACGUGCGCUGAUGAGGGCGUGCCCUCUCUCUCCAGCAGCGUCACUCUCUCCUUACAGAUAUCAGAUGUCAAUGAUAACGCGCCCGUCUUUGAGAAGAGAUCAUAUGAGGCUUCUGUUCAAGAAAACAACACACCGGGUCUUUCCAUAUUCACAGUCAGAGCCAGAGACGCAGAUUUUCACCAGAAUGCCCGUGUGUCUUACAUACUGGAGGACUCGUCGGUUAACGGAGUGCCCGUCUCCUCGUUAGUGUCCGUUAGUGCUGAUAGUGGAGUCAUACAUGCAGUGCGAUCUUUCGAUUACGAGCAGAUCAAAGAUUUCCAGUUCCGCGUAAAAGCGCAGGACGGAGGCUCUCCUCCUCUCAGCAGCAACGCGAGCGUCAAAAUAAUCAUUCAGGACCAGAAUGACAACGCGCCUCAGGUUCUGUACCCGGUCCAGUCAGGUGUUUCUGUGGUGGCUGAAAUAGUGCCUCGUUCGGCAGAUGUGGGUUAUCUGGUGACUAAAGUGGUGGCUGUUGAUGUGGACUCUGGUCAGAACGCCUGGCUCUCAUAUAAACUGCAGAAAGCCACAGACAGGGCGCUGUUUGAAGUGGGCUUACAGAAUGGAGAAAUAAGAACUGUACGCCAAGUGACAGAUAAAGAUGCUGUCAAACAAAGACUCACUGUUGUAGUGGAGGACAACGGGCAGCCCUCUCGAUCAGCUACAGUCAAUGUUAACGUGGCGGUGGCGGACAGCUUCCCUGAAGUGCUCUCGGAGUUCACUGACUUUACGCACGACAAGGAAUACAACGACAACCUGACUUUCUAUCUAGUCUUGGCCUUGGCUGUGGUUUCAUUUCUCUUUAUCGUGUCUAUCAUUGCCAUACUGUCAGUCAAAUGCUACAGAUGGAGACGUGAGCGAAUGUUUUAUAAAUCUGGAGCGAAUCUUCCAGUUAUUCCGUAUUAUCCGCCUCUUUACGCAGACGUAGGCGGCACAGGAACUUUACAGCACGUGUACAAUUAUGAGGUUUGCAGAACCACUGACUCCAGAAAGAGUGAUCUGAAAUACGUCAGACCUUGCAGUGAGAGCAUCAUUAGUCUGGACACCAGUGGAACACAGACACUCACGCAUGCGCAAAGGGAGAGACUGGCCUUUGAUGAAUGUGAUGAUCAGGUGAGAAUUAUUACCAGCAUUGCAGAAAACUCUCCAAAAGGUACAGUUUUAACUACAGUUAAAGCAUCGGAUGCUGACCAGGGACAAAAUGGUAAAAUAGAGUAUCAUAUUGCGAAAUCUUCUGGUGGCACUAACCACUUUGAAAUAGACAAAAAUGAGGGAGUGUUGAGGUUAUCUGGCGACACUGAUUAUGAAAGAGUGAAACAUUAUCAAAUUGACGUCCAAGCGCGAGACCCCGGACGCCACUCUGAUACUUGCAAAGUAAUUGUUGAUAUAAUAGAUGUAAAUGACAACAAACCAGUAAUUAAUAUAAUGUCAAAGGCAAGUACUCUUUCCGAGAAUUCAAAAUCAGGCACUGUUGUGACUAUGCUGAAUGUCCAAGACUCCGAUUCUGGUGAAAAUGGAAAGGUUCAAUGCUCCAUUAACGAUAAUAUCCCUUUUACGCUAAAAUCAACAAAUAGCAAUUUCUUCAGUCUAGUGACAGACAGUAAUUUAGAUCGAGAGCGAGAGUCUGAUUAUAACAUCAGUGUGACGUGCGCUGAUGAGGGCGUGCCCUCUCUCUCCAGCAGCGUCACUCUCUCCUUACAGAUAUCAGAUGUUAAUGAUAACGCGCCCGUCUUUGAGAAGAGCUCAUAUGAGGCUUCUGUUCAAGAAAACAACACACCGGGUCUUUCCAUAUUCACAGUCAGAGCCAGAGACGCAGAUUUUCACCAGAAUGCCCGUGUGUCUUACAUACUGGAGGACUCGUCGGUUAACGGAGUGCCCGUCUCCUCGUUAGUGUCCGUUAGUGCUGAUAGUGGAGUCAUACAUGCAGUGCGAUCUUUCGAUUACGAGCAGAUCAAAGAUUUCCAGUUCCGCGUAAAAGCGCAGGACGGAGGCUCUCCUCCCCUCAGCAGCAACGCGAGCGUCAAAAUAAUCAUUCAGGACCAGAAUGACAACGCGCCUCAGGUUCUGUACCCGGUCCAGUCAGGUGUUUCUGUGGUGGCUGAAAUAGUGCCUCGUUCGGCAGAUGUGGGUUAUCUGGUGACUAAAGUGGUGGCUGUUGAUGUGGACUCUGGUCAGAACGCCUGGCUCUCAUAUAAACUGCAGAAAGCCACAGACAGGGCGCUGUUUGAAGUGGGCUUACAGAAUGGAGAAAUAAGAACUGUACGCCAAGUGACAGAUAAAGAUGCUGUCAAACAAAGACUCACUGUUGUAGUGGAGGACAACGGGCAGCCCUCUCGAUCAGCUACAGUCAAUGUUAACGUGGCGGUGGCGGACAGCUUCCCUGAAGUGCUCUCGGAGUUCACUGACUUUACGCACGACAAGGAAUACAACGACAACCUGACUUUCUAUUUGGUAUUGGCCUUGGCUGUGGUUUCAUUUCUCUUUAUCGUGUCUAUCAUUGCCAUACUGUCAGUCAAAUGCUACAGAUGGAGGCGCGAGCGGAUGUUUUAUAAAUCUGGAGCGAAUCUUCCAGUUAUUCCGUAUUAUCCGCCUCUUUACGCAGACGUAGGCGGCACAGGAACUUUACAGCACGUGUACAAUUAUGAGGUUUGCAGAACCACUGACUCCAGAAAGAGUGAUCUGAAAUACGUCAGACCUUGCAGUGAGAGCAUCAUUAGUCUGGACACCAGUGGAACACAGACACUCACGCAUGCGCAAAGGGGGAGACUGACCUUGGAUGAUUGUGGUGAUCAGUUCAUCAGACUGGACUCAUAG